CUCAGUCAAGCUGCACAGCGAUGCAAACACUCUUUACCACGCUCUUUGAAGACUAGCACCCGAGACCGACUUGUAUCAAGAUGUCUAACAUAGCCCAUGUGCUGGCCAAAAGGAAGGACAAAGAGGAAGGACUGGGAGGCAAUGACAAUGCCAUUCCUUUCAAUAACCAGGAUUUUGAGAAGCUGCAACGUGAGUGCUUGGACAGUGGCAAACUCUUCUGUGACUCCACGUUCCCUGCUGAAGCCCGCUCUCUAGGAUACAACCAGCUGGGACGAUAUUCCUCCAAGACCACAGGAGUGGAGUGGAAAAGGCCAUCGGAGCUUUGUCCAAACCCUCAGUUCAUUUGUGACGCCGCUAGGAUGUCUGACAUCCUCCUGAUAUCAGCUGCAUUUACAUUUACGACAUUUGGAAGUGGCCUUUAUGUGCUUUGAAGUCUUAGUCGUAGGUUACAGAUUUGGGUUACCAUCAACCUAAAACUCUGUUGGGAGUUUUUAUUAAAUACAGGAAAAGGUAGGUCUUCACCGUCACUUGAAGAUCCAUUGUUUUUAGUCUCUGGGUGUCAAAUAAGAUGAUAGGUGAUCGUACAAUAUUAAAUUUCUGACACGCUGUGCUGAUUAUCACCCUGAAAAACCCCCAAAGCAAAACUGAAAAAGAGUUACGCCAUGGUGCUAAACACUUACAUGCCAUAUGGCUGGUAAUGUAGCCUAAGCUGAGUGUUGUAAUCCAUCCACAUUACAGUACAUCAAACAAAGGGCUUUGGAUCCGGGUGUUACUCCUGCACAAUCAGCACAAAACCCGUUAAAUUUAAUCACAGAGUUCAUGGUAAUGUGACAUCUAACCACCUUGACUUGGAAAUAGUGAAUUGUGGGCAGGGCUUACUCAUAUAAAUUGAAGGUGAACCAACCCACUCUUCAGUGUGCUUUAAUUCUCUUCAUUUGAAUAUAUUGUCUUCUGGUAAAGGAGGUUCCUGACUUUUGUGUACUAUCUGCUUAACUCACUUUGCUCUAGAGUAGUGUGAUUUGAAUUUUGUUAUAUUCUAUACCAUUGUUGAUCUUAUAGUGUUUGUCUUUGCUUAGUUGUUCUAUCAACUGAUUAAUCGGGAUUAGUUUCAGUCUCCCUUAAGGCGUGAAUUGUGGGCAGGGAUUACUCAUUUACAUUGAAGGUUCCCCGGUUUGUAAGUUUCUCUCUAACACAUUGUAACACAAGUGUCUAGUACUGUUUGAUAUAUUCUAACAUACCUUAAAUCUUACUCUUGGUUGACUGCAGAUAUGUGCCUCAAACCCAUCUCUGUACCUUCUGUCACAGAUGCUUUCGUCCACAGAGCAGAGGUCACAAUCCAGGUAAUCUCAUCUACCCUCCUCUGUUGUGUAAGUCUCAAACAGUGGUGGUAGGUGGGCUCUGGAAUUGCCAGUCUGCUGUAAAGAAAGCUGAUUUUAUCUCU
Messenger RNA from Tachysurus fulvidraco (yellow catfish), 1441 nucleotides. Its product is annotated as calpain-2 catalytic subunit-like. Lineage: Eukaryota; Metazoa; Chordata; Actinopteri; Siluriformes; Bagridae. The record is from RefSeq and is a predicted model, not a curated record. Gene Ontology annotation, cellular component: cytoplasm. The coding region runs from base 81 to 431 and encodes 116 amino acids. Gene Ontology annotation, biological process: proteolysis. Gene Ontology annotation, molecular function: calcium-dependent cysteine-type endopeptidase activity. The transcript has 2 exons.